Messenger RNA from Malaya genurostris, 717 nucleotides. RefSeq lists its product as uncharacterized. Lineage: Eukaryota; Metazoa; Arthropoda; Insecta; Diptera; Culicidae. The coding region runs from base 1 to 717 and encodes 238 amino acids. The transcript has a single exon. The record is from RefSeq and is a predicted model, not a curated record.
AUGUGUGAUGCUCUCAGUACAUUUCUUCAGACUUACCGGAGUACACCUUGUUUUUCAUCUCCAGACGGCAAAUCACCAGCAGAAGUUUUGUUCGGUCGUCCGAUUCGUACUAGUUUGGAUCUGCUCCGUCCACCAUCCGAUCGUGUACAAUCGGAACAAUCGAGUGAGAUUCAUCCCUUAAAGCGACAAUUCAUCGUUAAGGAUACGGUGUAUGCAAAAGUAUUCGUCAAGAACCAAUGGCACUGGGUUUCAGGAACAGUUUUGGAACGUGUAGGUCGUGCAAUGUACAACGUUCAGCUCGAGAAUGGUAAGCUUAUUCGGUCCCACAUUAAUCAGCUUCGAGAUCGUACUGAUUCUGAGAGUCGCAGAGUACCAGCAUUGACAGAUAGAACGAAACUUCCUCUCAGCAUUCUACUCGAUGCUUGGAACCUUCCGGCUCGUUGCACACCAGAUCCAUUAGCACAUUCAACACCAGUAGCACCCAUUCCAAGCUGCUCUAGUUCGAGACAGUCGUCAGUACCGAAUACCUUGUUGAGAAGGCCCACAUUGUCAUCGGAGUCUUCGUUGUCAGCAUCGUCUUCGUCAUCUUCGACAACGCCAAAUUCAACAUCAGAAUUUCAGUCUGCUAAUGAAGCCGACUCAGCUGUACAGGUUCCUCGCCGCUCUUCGCGUGUACGAAGAGCUCCGCAAUGGUUCGAUCCCUAUCAGCUGUAUUAG